Molecule: messenger RNA, 5846 nt
Organism: Patella vulgata (common limpet)
Lineage: Eukaryota; Metazoa; Mollusca; Gastropoda; Patellidae
Product: dyslexia-associated protein KIAA0319-like protein
Exons: 25
Coding region: 565-3459 (964 amino acids)
Cellular component (GO): plasma membrane; cytoplasmic vesicle
Source: RefSeq, a predicted model, not a curated record
CUAAUGAUUCAUGUAAUGUUUACAAUCUGUUGCGCUUCUUGGAGGCUGACAUGUUUCUGUCCCGCAGAAAAUGACGCGCUUGUUUAUUGAUUGGUGGAUAAAUCAGAAGCACGAUAAUCUAUGACGUUCUGCGUAUGGCGAGAUAACGGAUUAGGAAAUUUAUCUAAAAUCGAAGUAUUCACAGCUGGAGGAUUGUUUUGAAAUGUAUAUCAAUUCAAGCCAGAAUAUGUAGCGUAUUGACAGUUAUAUUUUGUAGUCACUUCAUACACCUAUAGCUUGUUUUCAUGGAGAAACAUUCGCGUAAUGCUUGUGAAUUGACCCUUGUUGAGUGACAUGAAAGGAAAAUAUUGAGAGAAAAUGGAGUUAUAUGUGAUGUAAAUAUUCGAAGAAAGAAAAAAAACAACAACUGUAUUUCUGCAUGAUGUAUUUGAAAUGGGCUACAACAUAAUUACAAUAUGGCUGACUUGUGAAUUUAGCAGACCUAAUCUUUGUAUCAAUCACUGAAUACUUGGAACUACCUAAAGAAUUUUAUGUAUGAAAGUUGCUUGAAAUAGCCAAAUCAGGAUGUUUAUUUCUAAGAUGGAAGAUAGAAAGAUCGGAUUAUUUUUUGUAAUGUCAGCACUUUUAAUAUCAGAAUGUUAUGGUACUGGAACUUUUUGUGAUGGUAAUCGGGAUAAUUUUGAUAGUAAUAUUCACCCCAGUGCUAUUCCUACUGGCGGAAAAGAAGCAGGAAAAUACCUGAAAGUGAAAUCGGCACAAGAUUUGGUGACAUGUGUGAAUAGUUGUUGUCUUACAACACUAGAUAACUGUGACAUCGUGUUUUUUCACCAACAAGUGUGCUACUGGAUUAAGUGCAACACAUCUUUAGUGAAUGGCUGUGAACCCAAAAAUGUAACAGAAGCAAAAUUUAACCAAACAUUUUUUAUAACCGUGAAACAUGUUGUUUAUGACCAUCCAGCAGCUAAAGAAUCGUCGCCACCAACUGUUAAGUCAUGUGAAUAUGGUAUCAGAGAUCAGUGUUCUGAUGAUGAAGAAUGUGUUCUGCGGAAGGAUAACAAAUCAAGAUUUGGAAUAUGUCAUUGUAAGAAGGGACUGGAACGGUCAAGUCUAGGAAACUGUAUUCCUCCAGCUAAUACCACUGUUUCUCCAGAUAAGCAAGAACAAGGCACGACAGCUGCCAUACCUCACAGUACAACAGUAAAAGUAACCAAGUUAACAGUAUCUGCUGGUGAACCUAAAGUUAUACAGCUACCUAAUGAAAAUUCUGUGUCGUUAUCAGCUGCUGUUGUACCCUCUGCACCAGAAGGAGAGGUAUAUCAUUAUACAUGGUCUCUGGUAUCAUCUCCUAAUGGUGCUGAUGAAAAAGGUCAAAUAGCUAGCAAAAAUACAGAUACUGUCAAAAUUAGUAAUUUAAUAGCAGGUGUUUACACGUUAAAAAUACAAGUGACAGGGGAAAAUAAACUUGGUGAGAGCCUAGUCAAUGUUACAGUAUUACCACCUGCAAGAAAGAAUCAAGAACCAGUAGCCAUUAUAAAGCCAACAAAUCAGGAAAUAAAAUUACCAAAUUCUGGUUUACUAGAUGGUUCAGAUAGUAAAGAUGAUGAUAAGAUUGUUAGUUAUCAUUGGGAGGAAGUGAAUGGUCCGUUACAAGCACAUCAGACGAACGGAGAUGCUUCUAUGUUGAAUCUCAAAGGUCUGGCACCAGGAAAUUAUACAUUUAAAUUAACUGUGACAGAUUCUGAUGGAGCUACAAAUUCAACACAAGCCAAUGUCACUGUUGUAAAAGAAACAGAUUAUCCCCCAAAAGCUAAUGCUGGUUCUGAUAUUGUUAUCCGUCUACCUCAAACAUCGGCCGUCUUGUAUGGUAAUGCUAGUACCGAUGAUAAGGAAAUUAAGAGCUAUGAAUGGACGAAAACAUCUGAUAAUAAAGUUACACAAGACGUGUCUGGUGUUCGUACACCAUUUUUACAUCUAAAUAACCUGGAAGUAGGAGACUACACAUAUACAUUAAAAGUAACAGAUUCUAGUGGACAAUCAUCAACAGCUGAUGUUCAUGUGUUUGUUAAACCAGAAAGCAACAAACCACCAGUAGCGAAGACUGCUAAUAAAUUAACUGUAGUUUUACCAGCUGAUAAUAUUAUACUAGAUGGAAGUAAUAGUACAGAUGAUAAUAAACUUACACAAUAUACAUGGCAACAGACAGGAGGCCCAACAGCUUUGCAAAUCAUGAACAGUGAUAGAAUGGUUGCCUCAGCAACAGGUGCAUUGAAUGAGGGCACAUAUGAGUUUGAACUCCAAGUCAAAGACAAUGAAGGAAUUGUUACCUCGGCGAAGUUAACCGUAACCACAAAAACUCAUGCCAAUUUAGCUCCAAUAGCAAAAGCUGGUGGAGAUAAAGUUGUUUAUUUACCACUAUCUUUUAUCAAUCUGGAUGGUAGAGAAUCAACUGAUGAUCAUGGCAUUGUCCAGUACCAUUGGAAAAGAGAUCUCCGUAGCUUAGCAACAGGGGAUAUAAUAAAUGGUUCUGAUAGUCAGGCUGUAUUACAGUUAGUCAAUCUAGUAGCUGGACGUUAUAUAUUCUCUUUAACUGUAGUAGAUAGUGAAGGUCUGUCUAACUCAGAUUCAGCUUCAGUUAUUGUCAAAGAAGAUCCAAAUAGAUUGAAUGCACUAGAAAUGUUGUUAGAUACUGAUGUAAAUGAAUUUACAGAAGAAAAUAAGGAACGUAUUGCCAGUCAGUUAAAAUUAUUAAUACAUCAAAAUAAAGCUGAUGGAGAAACUAUUGUUGAUAUACAACAUAUUGGUAAAGAUAUGUCUACUGGACAUUUACAUAUACAGUUUUUGGUGAAGACAAAGUAUAAAGAAAGUGAAAAGGUUGCUAAUGGUGUAAAGAUAUUAUCUAUAUUAAAACAUAAACUACAACAAGAAAAUGAUAUAUUAGAUUUUAAAGUUAUCUCUAUAGACACUGUUGUUUGUCAAAAUAAUUGUUCUGGCCAUGGUCAUUGUGAUAUAAAGACAAAACUGUGUGUUUGUGAAGCUUUCUGGAUGGAGAAUAUUUUUACCUCGACAUUCUUUCUACAGGAGAGUAACUGUGAGUGGAGUAUAUUAUAUGUAGUUAUAGUCUGUUUUGUAAUAGUCAUAUCAAUAGCUGGGGGAACUUGGGUUAUAAUUUGUUUAUGUAGAUCUAAAAAAUGUAGUUUAUUUCAUUGUAAGUUAAAAACGCGGAAACGUCAUCGUUAUUCUUUAUUAAAUACACGAGAAGAAGAUAUACAUGAAAUGAAAGAGCAUAAAGAUUUACUUCCUAAAGGAAAAAUACAAAACAGUAGUGUUAUGAUGUCUGAAUCAGAUUUUUCCAGUGAAGAAGAAACACUUUUUGUAAAUAGUAAAAAAACUAACGGUCAUGCUCUGAAACCUUUAAACGGUUUUACGAAAAAUCAUUAUAAAUCCAAAUUACGGACAUAGCAUAUUGUGAUGAUGUCAGUGAUGUGUGAGUGAUGUUUUGUAAAUUUGAGCAAUAUGACAGCAAAAAACAAAACAAAAGGUACUAUGAAAAUUAUACAAAAUAUAUAUUUGCAUAUUGUUUACAAAAUGUUAUCCAAUGUUGAAUUUAUUGUUAUUCUGUGACUACUGUGGGCAUUUUGUGUAAAUACACAAUUUUUUAUUCCCUUGCUCAAAAAUUGUAUAACGUCAAAUGUAAAAUUCGGAAACUUAUAUUGGUUGUCUUGUUCGUAACUCUGCUUCCGAUAUAUAGUGUUGUGUUCUGAAACCCCAAAAUUUAUUUCCAAGUGUUAAAAUCGAGAUGUAGAUCACCAAUUUAGACAUGACAAAACAAAAAUGUGGCUUUGCCAACAAAAAGGUAUAAAAUGGAUUGAUUUGUGAUAUCAAAUUUGGGUGUGUGUUAAUAAUGUUCUGUGAACGUGAAUUGAACAUGAUCUCUUUUCUCAUGUGAACAGUUGUUUUAGUGAACAUUUUAUUGAAAUGUUCAUAAAAGAGCUGUGAAAUAUUGUUUAAAGUAUUGAUUUAUAAUAUGAAUAUUUAAAAAUCUGUGCUAUUUGAUCUAUUGCGAAAAAUGUUGAUUGAUAUCUUGUCGGUUCAUCCAGUUGGAAUAUUAAAAAGUUUGUGUGAAGACAUCCAGCAUUGUUAAUUUGUGAUUAUCUGUGAUUUGAGUGAACAGGUACUGUGAACAGCACAUAUCAUUGAAGAAUUACAUUAAAGUCAAUGUAAACUGUUUGCAGACAUUAAGAAAUAUAUAAUAUCCACCAUUUUUGAAAAUGGCGCUCAUGAAAAAAAAGUAUUAAUAUUUUCUAAAUAUUUUAUUAUAACCAACUUUUUAGUUAUACUAUAUGAAAUUGAUUUACUACUGAAUGUUUGUUCUUUGAUUUUCAAUAAUAGUUUGGUGGUUGUGAGCGAUACUUCCAUUUUUAAAUUUUGAGGGGUUUUACUGAUAACAUCAAUACCUGUUUGGACCCUAGACAGGUUUUUCUAAUGAACUGAAAAAAUAAUAUAUUAGACUACUAACUAACUGCCAUGCACUAGAAAGAUAAACAACAAAAAUCAACACAACAUUAGAUAAUCUGUGAUGUAGUGAAUAUUAUUAAAUGAAAAACAACAAAUGCCGCUGACUGUAAGCCUAUACUAUCUUAAUACUAGUGUGUGGAGGGGUAGGUGGACGAAUGGUUUUAUGCAUGCACUUUAGAUCAUAAGGUCUGUCAUUGAUUCAUGUGGCAUACUUUCGAUACCAAACUCUAACAUCUUAGGGUUUUAUCGAGGUCCUCUGGUUUCCUGCCACUGCUAAAGACCCCUAUUUGGGCAAGCGAAUUAUAGAAAUAAAAUUGUACUAUAUGUUAGUCCCGAAAUGACCUUUUUUGUGUUGAGUGGACGUUAAGCCCUGCACUUUCUACCUUUUAUGUGAACAAUAUUUUAACCAAGCCCAAUAAUUCAGAUACAUGUACUGAUAUUAAAAAUAUCCAAAAGUAAACACUAAAGAAAGUCAUAUAUGUGCCAGAUAAAGCCUAAGUCUGAUAAUGUUUGUAACAGAUGCCUUAUUUAUAGGAUUGUUACAGUAUUGUUUAGUAAAUAUACUUGUAUCUGUUUAUCAGUUGGUCAUGAUAUAGAUAUUUCACUAAAUGAGAUUACACUUUUUAACAGUCAAAAACCAGAGAUUAUUUUUGUAUUGUUAAAGUUACUAUAUUUUUUAUGUUUAUUUGCUUUAGUGUAGGAACAUGUACACAUUAACAAUAAGACAGUGCUUUGAUGUAUAUGUAGUAUAUUUUAUUUUCUUUGUUGAUAUUAUGUUUUGUUAGCAGACUAAAGCUAGGAGUCCAUGUGUUUUGUAGUAUAUUAUGUACUAAAUUGUUGAAACUUGUUUCCAUGUGUUUGUAAUCGGUGAAUAACAUUAUGUACUUUAUUGUUGAGACUUAAUUGUUUCCAUGUGUUUGUAAUCGGUGAAUAACAUUAUGUACUUUAUUGUUGAGACUUGUUUCCAUGUGUUUGUAAUCGGUGAAUAACACUAUGUACUAAAUUGUUGAGACUUGUUUCCAUGUGUUUGUAAUCAGUGAAUAACACUAUGUACUGAAAUCUUGAGACUUGUUUCCAUGUGUUUGUAAUUGGUGAAUAACACUAUGUAGAGACUUGUUUCCAUGUGUUCAUCAUCCAUAUAUAUCACUUUGUACGCGUAAUGUGUAUACGCUUAUCCUGGAAAUCUCUCAACAUCAUUCCAGUAUGCAAUAUGCCACUAUACAAUUAUUGCCCACCUGUGUAGGAAGUAUGUAUAUCUCAAACAACAAUAGAGUCAGAGUAUAUAUGUAACAUGGGCUAUACAGGUGUUUAUAGAUCUAAAUAAGUUAAUG